Impatiens glandulifera is the source of this 1077-nucleotide messenger RNA. RefSeq names its product probable serine/threonine-protein kinase WNK11. Gene Ontology annotation, biological process: protein phosphorylation; intracellular signal transduction. Gene Ontology annotation, molecular function: ATP binding; protein serine/threonine kinase activity. The transcript has 2 exons. Lineage: Eukaryota; Viridiplantae; Streptophyta; Magnoliopsida; Ericales; Balsaminaceae. Gene Ontology annotation, cellular component: cytoplasm. The coding region runs from base 29 to 985 and encodes 318 amino acids. The record is from RefSeq and is a predicted model, not a curated record.
CUCUAGAGAGCUGCUGAUUCGUCUGAAAAUGCCAUCUGAUUGUGCCGAUUCAUCAGAUCAAGAGAAAGAGCCGUUUGUUGAAGUUGAUCCGUCUGGACGUUUUGGUCGGUAUGAUGACCUGCUUGGUUCCGGCGCUGUGAAGAGAGUUUACAGGGCGUUUGAUCAACGAGAAGGGAGAGAAGUGGCGUGGAAUCAAGUUAGGCUAAUGAAAUUCAGUCAUGAUCCGAAAACUAUCAAGAGGCUUCAAUCUGAGAUCUCAUUGUUGAAGACAUUAAGGAAUGAUAACAUCAUUGUUUUAUGCAGUUUCUGGAUGGAUAAAGAGCGAAACACAUUGAAUUUCAUCACUGAGGCUUUCACAUCUGGGAGUUUGAGAGACUUUAGGAAGAAGCAUAGGCAUGUAUCGAUUAAAGCCAUGAAGAAAUGGUCAAGACAGAUACUCAAUGGCUUAGAUUAUCUCCAUACUCACGAUCCUUGCGUCAUCCACAGAGAUCUUAACUGCAGUAACAUCUUCAUCAAUGGUAACAUAGGGAAGGUUAAGAUCGGUGACUUAGGAUUGGCAACAAUAGUAGGUAAAAGCCAUCAUGCACAUUCAUUGCUAGGAACACCAGAAUAUAUGGCGCCUGAACUGUACGAAGAAGAAUACACAGAGCUAGUUGAUAUAUACUCCUUCGGGAUGUGUUUGCUAGAAAUGUCAACAAUGGAGAUACCAUAUAGUGAAUGUGACAGUAUAGCCAAAAUAUACAAGAAGGUAACAACAGGCAUUAUGCCUCAAGCAAUGAACAAAGUGCUAGAUCUCGAAUUGAAGGCGUUCAUACAGAAAUGUAUUGGACAACCAAGGGAAAGACCUUCAGCUACUGAACUUCUCAAAGAUCCAUUCUUAUGUGAAGUUGAUAUUGAUCAGGAGAAUGAAAUGAUGUCUCUUUCCAUUAGCACCAAACCUAAUGAUCCAUUGCCUGAAAGCUUAAGAUGCAAACAAACAGCUUGAUUUCGACGAUGAUGAUGACAACAAACAAGGCAAGUUGUUUGACAUACUGUUUUCUUUACUGUUUUUUAGUAAACAUAUUAUAAUAUUUGGUG